This is a messenger RNA of Quercus lobata, 1043 nucleotides long. RefSeq names its product protein NRT1/ PTR FAMILY 2.13-like. Gene Ontology annotation, molecular function: transmembrane transporter activity. Gene Ontology annotation, cellular component: membrane. Gene Ontology annotation, biological process: transmembrane transport. NCBI's taxonomy places the organism in Eukaryota, Viridiplantae, Streptophyta, Magnoliopsida, Fagales, Fagaceae. The transcript is spliced from 2 exons. The record is from RefSeq and is a predicted model, not a curated record. Bases 51 to 827 code for a protein of 258 amino acids.
CUAAGAACCAUGGUCCAAUUGGAGAGAUUGACGUGUUAUAUGCUGCAGCGAUGAUUCUAGUAGUGGGCAUGGCUGGUCAAGAACCAACUCUAAGAGCCUUUCUUACUGAUCAGUUGAGUGAUGAGAUAGAAAAUCCAACCGAAGAUCUUCUAAAAAAGCAGAAAGAAAAAGAUGAUCGUACAGAUAUUUUGUGGCGGAUUGCCAGGUUUUCUGGAGCCACUAUUGUUCUCGUUUCCCUUCCAAAUGCUACAUGGGAAAUGGCCUUCGGAGUUUCUGCCUUGGUGAUGGGAGCAACUCUUUUGCUAUUCUUGUUUGGCAAAGGUCUCUCCUGUUACAAACCCCACAAACCAGACGGGAGCUCCUCUGGAAUUAUUCUUCGAGUUUUAAAGGCAGCUAGACACAAUCGGAAUCGCAACUACCCUCAGACAGAAAAAGGGUUUUAUUGGAAAACCCUUCCACAACCAGGACUGAUCGAUAAGAGCAACAAUGGUCAAACAUAUUUGAAGCCUAAAGUUCUAUUAAGAAGGUUAGACAAAGCUGCAGUAAUUGAUGAACGAACGCCCCCAGUCAGUCCAGAAGAACAAAAAGAACAAGAACUUCGUGGGCAUCUUUGCACAGCUGAACAAGUGAGGGAAGUAAAGCGCCUUUUUACUUUGAUACCUAUUUGGACAAGCUUUCUCGGCUGUAGUUUGGUUGCAGCUACCGGAGACACUUUCUUUUAUGAACAAGCAAGCAACAUGGAUGUUCACAAGGUUCCUUUAAAAGUUUAUUUGCCCUUAGGUCCAUUAUAUGCUACACAAUAUCAUUCAUGUUUUCGUCCGAGAUAGCAAGACAACAACGUGUUACACGGAUCAGAAUUGGUGUCGGGAUGAUUUGUUGUGCAUUAUGUUGCUUUGUAGCUUGGCAGGUAGAGGUCCACCGACUAAUGAAAAUUGAUCCUAUUCACUUAGAUAAGCCUAUCUCUAUGAGUGUCCUCUGGUUAUUACCACAAUUUAUUUUGUUAGGACUAAUGGAAGGACUUGCCACUGAUGGGCUUCAGGAAU